Messenger RNA from Dothidotthia symphoricarpi CBS 119687, 2280 nucleotides. RefSeq lists its product as uncharacterized. Gene Ontology annotation, cellular component: plasma membrane. NCBI's taxonomy places the organism in Eukaryota, Fungi, Ascomycota, Dothideomycetes, Pleosporales, Dothidotthiaceae. Gene Ontology annotation, molecular function: ferric-chelate reductase activity. Gene Ontology annotation, biological process: copper ion import; iron ion transport; intracellular iron ion homeostasis. The coding region runs from base 1 to 2280 and encodes 759 amino acids. The record is from RefSeq and is a predicted model, not a curated record. The transcript is spliced from 5 exons.
AUGAGGUUGGUUGUCCCUGAUAAGUACUGCUCUCUUUCGACGAUCGUCAAGUCUGGCCGGCGUCGAUUAUCAAUCUCCCCUGUCUUUCUGCGCUCGUUGCUACUUAGGUGUAUAUCCUGGACCAUACUCUUUCACGGGAUGCCGCCAGGUCUGCGAUUGUACGCUCCAACGGGUUGGCCGGGAUCCACACCACCAGACAACCUCCCCCUCGAAAACCUCCCCAUCACAAGCCCCUACUGCGUCACCCCAGCCUGCAAAGCCUUCCGCGACGGCUACGCAGCCGACGAGCUCAAAACACCCCUCCUAGGCCUCCUAGACUACAGCUACUGGACCGUAGCCUUCUACACCGUCUGGCUCCUCCUCUUCACAUCCAUCCACAUCUCCCACCUCCUGCACGACCCGCACCCCCUGCCCCGCAAGCCCCGCCCCUCCACCACCGACCGCCUCACCGCCCGCCUACGCUUCUACACCUACCGCCGCCCAACCAACCAUCUCUCACGGGCCCUAGGCCUCCAACAAACCAGCUACGGCACCCUUGCUCUCUUCGCCUUGGGUAUGCUGUUCAUCCUCAUCCUACCAUGGCCUGCGCACCGCCUUCUCCGCGUGAGAUUCCGCUUCGGCUCCCCCCCGCUCAGCGUCCGCUGCGCUAUGAUGAUCUCCGCGCUCACGCCGCUCACGGUCGCGCUGGCGGGGAAAGUUAACGUCGUUACGGCGUGCACGGGGAUCGGGUACGAGAGGUUGAAUGUUUGGCAUAGGGGGGUUGCGUGGGCGGUUUUUGGGCUGGGGACUGCUCAUACGGUUCCACACCUUAUUGCUCCUGUGAGGGACGGCGGAUGGAGUAUGCUGGAUAAAUUGUAUGCGAAUCGGGCGCGGGAACUUAGUGGCACGGCGCUGUAUGGCGUUGUGUUUGGACUGACUGUUGCGUCUUUGCCGGGGGUGAGGAGGCGCUUUUAUGAGGCGUUUAAGUACUGCCAUGUCUUUCUGGGGGUGGCGUAUGUUUCUGUGUUCUUCUGGCAUGCGCAUGGGAAUCUGUGUCCGGGGUAUAUCUACGCCACGCUCGCCAUCCUCGUCGUAUCCAACUUGAUACGCCUUUUCCAGCGACAUCGUAAUCUCAGAUCGUUUGCCACGCUCGCCGGUUUUCCAACUACGGUGAAGCAUCUCCCCGGCCUCACUACGCGGGUUGCUAUCCAAGUGCCCAGGUCGUUUACUUGGAAACCAGGCCAGCACGUGUUUCUCCGCAUACCGCGUCUGGCCCUGCUUCAGAACCAUCCGUUUUCCAUUGCUAAUAUUCCUAUAUCUGAGGGAUGUGGAGAUGGUGCGGUGCAGGAGAUGGUGUUUCUCGUCCGGAGACGAGGGGGCUUCACGAAGAAGUUAGGCGAUGAACAUGAGAGCGGGGAAGGGAAUCUAGACUCGCCUCCUUGCAGUGGUGACUCGGGCGUAUCGACGAGCUCGGCGUCUGAUUUGGAGAAACCAUGCCUCUCGAUCGAAGACAAGUCCAACACCAUCACAAUGGAAGAGCUCGAAUCCACCCCCAACCUCACCACCCCUACACCCCAUCUCAUCACAAACAACCCCCCUCCUACUCCCCUACGCACCAUCAUCGACGGAUCCCACGGCACACACCACCGCCCCUACCACACCAUCUACGACACCAUCCUCUGCAUCGCAGGCGGAACAGGCAUAACAGCCUGCCUCCCGCACAUCCUCGACCUCGCACGCCGCGCCCCAACAUGCAGAACACGCACCCUCCACCUCAUCUGGCUCGUCCGCGACGUCGCGUGGCUGUCCUGGAUCGAGCGCGACCUCAGUGCUGCUAUGCGCGAUGUGCGGGGAAGCGCGUGCACGCUCGCGGUCGAUGUGUAUGUUACGCGGACUGCUGAGCGUCUUUGCGCAAGCCCGCUGGUGGUGGAGGCUGGACCGAUCUCGCCGCUUAGUCCGAUGGGCGAGGUGGUGUUUGGACGGGUUGGCGAUGGGCGGGGACUGUCACUUCCUCUGCCUGAGCGGCCGCGGCCGGUACUCCGACGACACGGCGGCGAAGCGGAUGUUUUUGCGUCUGCGGGUCGAGAGGAGAAGGAUGGCGGUGUUAAGGUGCAUUACUGUCGCCCUGUUGUGAGGCAUGUGGUUGAGCGGUGUGUUGGCGGCGAGCGCGCUGUGGUUAUAGCUUGUGGGCCUCCGUCGCUGUCAGCGGAAGUCGCGAAUACAGUUGCAGCGCUGCAGAAGCGUGUUUUGAGCGGCGCGAUGAGCGAGCUGGGGUUGGAGGUUGAGGUGUUUGGGUGGUGA